CUGCUUCCUCUUUUUCCCCAUAUAUAUAGCCAUGCACAUCCCCUGUUAUUCAACAACUCAAAAAUAAAAAUUCAAAUUCUUUCAUUUGUUUCUUCUCUGCUAGCCCUUUAGAAACUUUCCAGAUUCUUCACAAUAUUUGCAGUUUCGAGAUAUAUAUAAUUACGAACUAAACAUGCCUCAAGAGAGCUACUUAGGACAAUUUCCAAUGGAGAAAUUAUCUCUAGCUCUGCAUACAAUUCCGCUUUCCUUUUGGUUUUUUGGGUUUCUUGAGCUAUUCUUUUCUCAUAUGAUUUACAAUUGGAUUAGUAGAGGUAUUAGUUAUUUUUCAAGAUCUUCAUCCUCCUCCAUCCAGUACAAGUCCGCGCUAUCGGGUAGUUUCAGAGCUAAACUACCCGAUAGCUCGGUACUGGUUGAUGAUGGGAGUUUGAGCAGAGAAGAUGUUGAGACAGUGAUGCAAAAUCUUGGACUUUUUUAUCAGCCUGAAGACUUGAAUCUUCAGGGGAGGUUUAGUUCAGAUGAGUUUAUAAAUAUGUUCGAAGAAAAUGAGGCUAGCUUGGAUGAGGUUCGAGAGGCUUUUGAUGUCUUUGAUGAAAACAGAGAUGGAUUUAUUGAUGCAAGGGAGGUUCAGAAAGUUGUGAGGGCUCUGGGACUGAAUGAAAAUUCGGAGAUGGAGAAUUGCAAGAUGAUGAUCAGUGAGUUUGAUGAAAACGGAGAUGGGAGGAUUGAUUUUCAAGAAUUUGUGAGACUGAUGAAUGAGAGCUUUAAUUGAUUCUUUUCCUUCUUGUAUGCAAGGAUUGAGAGUCAUGGUUGGCCAAUCUUUUGUUCUCGCUAUUUUUUCAUUGAUUGUUAUGCUUGUCUUGUUCUUUUGUAUAUAAAUUAUUUGGCACU
Molecule: messenger RNA, 888 nt
Organism: Daucus carota subsp. sativus
Lineage: Eukaryota; Viridiplantae; Streptophyta; Magnoliopsida; Apiales; Apiaceae
Product: probable calcium-binding protein CML46
Exons: 1
Coding region: 173-769 (198 amino acids)
Molecular function (GO): calcium ion binding
Source: RefSeq, a predicted model, not a curated record